AUGUACCGGGUAGCUGAGAUAUUGGAAAAUACGAACCUUCAACAGUGGCGGUGGGUACCCUCACGACUCAACCCUGCAGACCUCGCAACUAAGCAAGAAUCCAAAGUGGACAGCGACACGUGGAUCAACGGACCUCAUUUUUUGAAAGCCGAUGAAAACGAUUGGCCUAACCGUAAAGACUUUGGUCCAAUCGAUGACAGCGUCGAAAUUAGACAUCACGUUCUACACAUACAUAUAGCUAAGCAGCAAUUGGUGGUAAUGAACACCGAAUAUUUUUCGAGUUGGAGACGAUUGUACCGUGCUGUAGCUACGUUCAUCCUGUAUAAAAAGACGCUACAAGCGAAAGUUCAUUCACUGUCUCCGCCCGGCAAAGUCAACUUUGAAAUGAUAGAAAUGGCAAAGGCGUUCCUUAUGAGCAAGCGCAGCUCAGCGAAUUCAUGCAAGAUUUGA
Messenger RNA from Rhagoletis pomonella (apple maggot), 450 nucleotides. RefSeq lists its product as uncharacterized. The coding region runs from base 1 to 450 and encodes 149 amino acids. Lineage: Eukaryota; Metazoa; Arthropoda; Insecta; Diptera; Tephritidae. The record is from RefSeq and is a predicted model, not a curated record. The transcript has a single exon.